Messenger RNA from Fimicolochytrium jonesii, 1131 nucleotides. RefSeq names its product short-chain dehydrogenase/reductase-like protein SDR. The record is from RefSeq and is a predicted model, not a curated record. Bases 189 to 1022 code for a protein of 277 amino acids. Gene Ontology annotation, molecular function: oxidoreductase activity, acting on the CH-OH group of donors, NAD or NADP as acceptor. The transcript is spliced from 3 exons. NCBI's taxonomy places the organism in Eukaryota, Fungi, Chytridiomycota, Chytridiomycetes, Spizellomycetales, Powellomycetaceae.
UCUGUGGGGAAGAUGCAGGUCGGUGUCUGCGAGUUUCCAGGUCGCUGUCGACGACGAAGCCACGUUUCUCCCGGGGGAAGUCCAAGUCCAAAAGCCCCCCUCAUAGCCCUCAUCCCUUAGAAUGUCUUGGGCGUAACGUAUCCAUAGAAGUUGGAAUACGCCAUAAUUCGCGAUUCAAACUCUAGACGAUGUCGAGCACAUCUAGCACAGCAACAACGUGCGUUCCACAGCUCCUCGCCGGUAAAUCCAUGGCCAUCACAGGCGGCGUAACAGGCAUCGGACGCGCCAUCGCCAUCGGAUACCUCGCGCACGGCGCGAACGUAGCCAUCAACCACCUCGGCGACCCAAAGUCCUCAGAACAAUACCAGUCACUCGUCGAAGAGGCAUCUCAAAGCCUGGGCGGGACCGAGGAAGGGCAGAAGAGAUUGAUGGAAGUGCCGGGCGAUGUGGGCGAUCCGGAAACCGGGAAAAAGCUCGUCGCUGCCGUGGUCGACAAAUGGGGCCGAUUGGAUGUGUUCAUUAGCAAUGCGGGGAUAUGCGAGUUCAGAGAGUUCUUAGAAAUAACACCCGACCUCUGGAACAAAACACUCACAACCAACCUCACCGGCGCGUUCAACACCAUCCACGCCGCCGCCACGCAACUCGCCAAACAAAAUCCACCAGGGGGGUCUAUCAUCGGCAUAUCCUCCAUAUCCGCGCUUGUCGGCGGCGCACAGCAGGGGCAUUACACACCUACCAAAGCGGGUGUGCUGUCGCUUAUCCAGUCAUCUGCGUGUGCGCUGGGGAACUAUAAUAUCAGGUGUAAUGCGCUGCUACCAGGGACAAUCAAGACGCAGUUGAAUGAGAAGGAUCUUGACGAUGAUGCAAAGAGGAAGUACAUGGAGGGAAGGAUUCCGCUUGGACGGACAGGCGUGCCGAAUGAUUUGGCGGGUCCUGCGGUGUUCUUGGGAAGCGAUCUGUCGGGAUAUGUGACUGGGGCUCAGUUGCUUGUUGAUGGGGGAUUGUUUGUGAAUUUACAAUAAGGGAAGCGGCACUACCGGAAGCGAGCAAAAUGUUGAUAGCUACUCACCCUGACUUCUCAUGAUUUCUUUUCACCAUUUGUGCACAUCAUAAGUUAAUGAUAGUGACGGC